AUGAGUAGAUUUGAAUUCUUCGAUGAGCUCUCCGUCGGUUCGGAAAAGGAUUCGAAGAGUAUUAAGGCUUUUGAUGCUAUUUUGCCCAACACAGCCCCGCCAAAGAGUCACAACCGCCACAACGCCCUCCGCCCCGAGAACAGAAGCAAGCCCAUAGACGCAGAGACAACCCAUCUCCCAGCCACAGCAAUACAUUCCCUUCGUGACAAGUCGACCACUGAACCUCCUUGGUCCCCGAGCUCCUCUCCAGACGACGGCGACGACGAGGGGGGUUCCGGGCCCCCGCCGCUCAAGAAGCAGCGCAAAGCCCGCACCGCCUUCACAGACAACCAGCUGCAGACGCUGGAGAAGAGCUUCGAGCGGCAGAAGUACCUGAGCGUGCAGGACCGCAUGGAGCUGGCGGCCAAGCUCAACCUCACCGACACGCAGGUCAAGACGUGGUACCAGAACAGAAGGACCAAGUGGAAGCGCCAGACGGCCGUGGGGCUCGAGCUGCUCACGGAAGCCGGGAACUAUGCCGCCCUACAGCGUCUCUACGGGCAGCAUAUCUGGCCGUCCACGCCCGCUCUCACUCCCCUCACGCCCACGCUGCCUACAGGUCUGGAGGCUUAUUACAGGCAGGCGGUGGCGGCCCUCAGCCAGCGCCGCCCACUCCUCCGCCUCUCCUCCUCCGCCCACAUCAUCGACGCCCACGACGCCCACGCUGUCUUCCGUCGCCAGUCCGGGCAGUCCAGCGCAGCCGCCCUCGCCCGCACCCCAGGGCGACUAACCAUCGCCCGAGGCUCCGUUCGGUCGAGCGACUCGUGCGUCGACGUUCAUCUUCAGCGAGAGUACGGAGGGCUCUCUGCCACCCCGCCAGACGUGGGUCUUCGCUCCCGGGGUCUACAGAGACCUUGUUCGCGCCGACAUCUCGACCUGGAACGCAAGCACACGUACAAAGGUCAGAGAGAGAGAGAGAAAGAGGUAGAGAGAGAGAGAGAGAGAGAGAGAGAGAGAGAGAGAGAGAGAGAGAGAGAGAGAGAGCUGAUGGAUCCAAAGGAACGGAUGCGGUUCAGCACCAGCGGCGUCGCAGGAUAUGCCAGCACGAGGUCGCGACAACGAGCUCUACCUUCGGGCUAA
Penaeus indicus is the source of this 1119-nucleotide messenger RNA. RefSeq names its product homeobox protein B-H2-like. Gene Ontology annotation, biological process: regulation of DNA-templated transcription. Bases 1 to 1119 code for a protein of 372 amino acids. Lineage: Eukaryota; Metazoa; Arthropoda; Malacostraca; Decapoda; Penaeidae. Gene Ontology annotation, molecular function: DNA binding; DNA-binding transcription factor activity, RNA polymerase II-specific. The transcript has 9 exons. The record is from RefSeq and is a predicted model, not a curated record.